GCAUUCUUCAACCACUACCUCCGUAUCCCUAGAUUGGGAGAGAAAGAGGUCUAGAUCUAUUAUAGGCAGGUCCAUCGAGGCGGGACAGCAAAGAAGGUAUUUGUUUGGAUCCAGGAGAGUGUUCCAGUGUGUUCCACGCGAAGCUAGUGGCUGUGUCAACUUGGAUAACAAGGCCAAUUCCAGGAUCGACUCUCCGACCGACCACCACUACUCUGACUCACGCUACUACCUACAUCCACGCCGCCCUACCACGAUGAUCAAGAUAUGGAGUAUGAAGAAGAACGAGGAUGCAGCGGCCAAGAAAAAGCCUAAGGUCAGCGCUGCCCAAAUACGAGUGCAGAAAGACUUGACAGAGCUCGACCUUCCCGCUACCAUGCAAACAAAUUUCCCUGAUCCCGCUGAUCUCCUCAAUUUCAUACUCACCAUUACCCCAGACGAAGGCAUGUACAAGGGUGGCGCUUUUGUAUUCUCCUUCGCCAUCAACUCUAAUUAUCCUCACGAUCCACCAAAAGUGAAGUGUACUCAGACGAUAUACCACCCUAACGUUGAUCUCGAGGGCAAUGUCUGUCUCAACAUUCUUCGAGAGGAUUGGAAGCCGGUUCUUAACCUGAACUCGGUUAUGGUUGGUCUGCAGUAUCUUUUUUUGGAGCCGAACGCAGAUGAUCCUCUGAACAAGGAGGCUGCGGUAGAGAUGAGUAAAGCCCGAGACCAAUUUUUGAGCAAUGUCAAGUCAUCGAUGCGUGGUGCCAACAUCAAGGGCGUACAAUAUGCCAACGUACUUGUGCGAUAAUUGCUAAUUAUCCCCAUCAUGUAUCACUUCAGUUCCUUUCUCACCUGUCUGUCACUCGCGUGUUUCUGCACAUCUUAGUACAUACAUCUACUCCAGUCAUUCCGCAUCAUUUUUCUGUGUUACCUUUGCAUUUCCUAGGUGUGAUCAUUAGACACAAGGGCGUAGAUAUCUUUUCCGACCUUUUGGAACUGAUUCAUUGUGGCUAGCCUAGUAAUACAGUACAUUUAUUCAUGAAUCGACAUUGGGCUCAGCACGCUCAGCUGCCGCGGUAUGUUGUAAAGGAGUAAGGGCUAAUG
Molecule: messenger RNA, 1086 nt
Organism: Guyanagaster necrorhizus
Lineage: Eukaryota; Fungi; Basidiomycota; Agaricomycetes; Agaricales; Physalacriaceae
Exons: 6
Coding region: 254-790 (178 amino acids)
Source: RefSeq, a predicted model, not a curated record